Messenger RNA from Linum tenue, 72 nucleotides. Lineage: Eukaryota; Viridiplantae; Streptophyta; Magnoliopsida; Malpighiales; Linaceae. The record is from the annotation of a GenBank genome assembly.
AUGCACCAUUACUCGAGCCGAAUUGAAAGGAGCUGCAGAAGGAUUGGAAAUGGCCUGGCAGCUUGGUCAUAG